Messenger RNA from Alternaria triticimaculans, 603 nucleotides. RefSeq lists its product as uncharacterized. NCBI's taxonomy places the organism in Eukaryota, Fungi, Ascomycota, Dothideomycetes, Pleosporales, Pleosporaceae. The coding region runs from base 1 to 603 and encodes 200 amino acids. The transcript has a single exon. The record is from RefSeq and is a predicted model, not a curated record.
AUGGGGCAUGUACCGCGACGCCGCCGAGUGGCAAAACUACUCUUCAUGUUCCACCCCGGCGCCUAUAUAACCACAUCAUGGACGCAAGGUCGCCUCGACGACUUCAUCGCAUCCUCCAAAGAAGGCUUCGAGAAACAAACGCCACAUGGUCCGUUCCCGUACAUUCUGCAUCGCAUCUGCGGCCAGACAGUCGAUGUACAAGGCGACCGGGCGAUAAGUAAAAUGAAAGUCACAAUCGCAUGUCGUAUCAUGCUUGAUGGCAUCGAAAUGGACAAUGAAGCAGAUACCCGCUUCUUCUUCUUCCUCUCGAAGAACGACGCUGGGAAAUGGGGUGUUAAUUUCAUGACUCUAUUGUUCGAUAAGGAUAAGAUGGUUCCUGUGGUGCCGGGGAAGGCGUUCGAUGUGCCUGAGGAAGAGGUCAAGCAGUAUCCGAGUGGGUAUCGGUAUCUGGCUUGGGCGGAGAGUAAGGCGGGGAGGCCGCCGAAGAUGGAUUUGAAUGCGCAUGGGCCGGAGAGGGAUGUGCUGUAUGGGAAGUGUAAGGUGUGGUUAGAGGGAGGGGAUGUUAGGCCGAAUCUUACGGGGGAGGAUUUUGAGGAGUGGUGA